Messenger RNA from Durio zibethinus, 2760 nucleotides. RefSeq names its product YTH domain-containing protein ECT1-like. Gene Ontology annotation, cellular component: cytoplasm. Gene Ontology annotation, biological process: mRNA destabilization. NCBI's taxonomy places the organism in Eukaryota, Viridiplantae, Streptophyta, Magnoliopsida, Malvales, Malvaceae. Gene Ontology annotation, molecular function: mRNA binding. The record is from RefSeq and is a predicted model, not a curated record.
CUUUGGAAGUACGACAAAAAGAAAAUACUCGAAAAGAAAUAUCCUGGAGUUGGAGCCACAGAGUCAUUUGAAUCACUGUUUUUCCAUUUUAGUGACCACCCAAACCCAAAGCAAAUCUAAUCUCUCGAAAACCAAAAAAAAAAAAAAAAGAAAAACUUGGGAAAAGGCAAUGACUUGGCUGUUUUUCUUAAUGCAAUAAAAAAACGUUUUUUCGGUCCCUCCUUUGUGCGUAUUCUUAAACCCCCCACCCUCGCAACGCUUUCGGGUUUUUUGGCGGCUAUCACUUCUCCACGCCCUCCCUUUUUUCUCUUCCCUAGCUUUCCUACUCUUUCCAACUCUAGGGUUUUUCUUUUCUUUCUUCUUCUCCUUGUUUCUCUCUCUACUCCUCACUUUCUCUUUCUAAAUCUACGCCUUUGAUCUUUGAUCAUGGCCACCUCUGAUCGUAUCCUUGCCAACUUUUCUCCUCUGGAUGUUGCAGAUUCACUGGAGAACUUGUCUCUGGAUUCACAAGCCAAGAGCACAAAAGUUCCAGAGCCUGUCAAGAAGGAUUUUUAUGGUGAUAAUGGCUCUUACAUGUACCAGCAAACUUAUGGUUAUAUGCCAUAUGGGGCAUAUUCUGUGCCCAGUUCACCUCUUCCUGCUAUGGGACAUGAUGGUCAGCUGCAUGCGCUGCAAGAAUACCAUUAUCCAAGCCCUUAUUACCAACCACCUCCGCAAAAUAGUCAAGCUAAUGUUUCUCAGGUAGAGGUUUCAACUUCUGGUGCAGGUGAUCAAGCUUCCUUAUCCAUUGAAACAAAUAAAGGAAAUUCAAGCAAUAUAGCAAGUGUUGGGGGUUUGAGUGGUAAUAAUGGGUCAGGGACAUUGAAAUCAACUUUCAAAAACUCCUCCCUAAAUCCAAAUGCUUCCUACAAAAGAGGAGGCCUGCCAACAGGUAAUCUAUCCCAAGGUUAUCAGGAUCCAAGAUUUAGCUAUGAUGGGUUUCAGUCAACAAGUCCUUGGUUAGAUAUGUCGAUGUCUUCUAAUGGGCAAUCCAAACAUGCUGCAAAUAGUGGGUUCUCUUCAUAUACAAACAACCUUUCAUCUGGCAGGAACCAGAACCUUCAUCCCUUCCCUCAUGUCGUGAAUUUGCACAGUGCAAGACCAUCAUCUGGUGUAGCCCAAGCAUUUGGAUACAUGAACCACAUGUACCCAAGCAACAUGACAUUCGGUCAUUAUGGAAACACUGUCAGAGGUGGCUCUGGUUUUGGAUCAUAUGGCUAUGAUGCCUGGAAGAAAGGAGUAGGGUGGUAUACUGUUGGUAACAACAACAAAUCUAGGGGUCGUGGAUAUGGAAAAGAGAAUGUCGAUGGUUUAAGUGAGCUGAACAAAGGACCUAGAGUAAAAGGGUAUAAGAAUCAGGAUGAUCUUGGACCUGAAACACUAGCUGUCAAAGAUCAGAACCUUCUACUGACCAAGAGCAAUAAGGAGAACAGUGUUUCUCUUGUUCCAGAUGUCGAGCAGUAUAAUAAAGAAGAUUUUCCUGAGAGUUAUUCAGAUGCAAAGUUUUUUGUCAUUAAAUCCUACAGUGAGGAUGACGUCCACAAAAGUAUCAAAUACAAUGUGUGGGCCAGUACAUCUACUGGCAACAAGAAACUUGAUUCUGCAUUCCAUGAGGCCAAGGAGAAGCCUGAUGGCUGUCCUGUAUUUCUAAUGUUCUCGGUUAAUACCAGUGGACAAUUUGUUGGAUUAGCAGAAAUGGUGGGCCCAGUUGAUUUUAACAAAACUGUAGAAUACUGGCAACAAGAUAAGUGGACUGGUUGCUUCCCUGUGAAGUGGCAUAUCAUCAAGGAUGUGCCAAACACUUCAUUGAGGCACAUAACACUUGAGAACAAUGAGAACAAGCCUGUCACUAAUAGUAGGGACACCCAGGAGGUUAUUUUUGAGCAGGGGAUUCAAAUUCUCAAAAUCUUUAAGGAUCAUUCCAGUAAGACAUGCAUUCUUGAUGAUUUCGAAUUUUACGAGGAUCGACAAAAGAUAAUCCAGGAGAAAAAGGCUAAGCAUCAGCUGUUACAAAAACAGGUUUCGAGUGGGGAGCCUAAUGAUGAUGUUGCAACUGGUAACAAAGAAAAUACAGCAAUAGCAAAGGAGACUUUGGAAAAAUCUGUAGAGGCAGCCUUGAUAGAAGAACCAACAAUUGCAUCAACAGCAGAGAUAUCGAAGGCGAAUGGAGAUGUGAAACCUGUAGAAGAGAAUGGAUCAGUUGCUCCAACCGAAGAUGACCCCUCGAAAUCAGUUUCCAUCGCAAGUGCAUGCUAAUUGGCUUCUUAGAUUUAGAAUAGGAUUGUAGUUUUGGUUGGUUAUUAACAAGCUAGCUAAUCCACAUCAGCUAUUUUGAGUCUCUUUUAUUAGCUGGGAAGGAAGUAGCAGAAGGCAGCAGCUUUCAGCCUUUCCUUGUAGCAAUUAGUAGCAUGGUGAGACAGAAUAUGACUGCUCAAAAGCCUGAGAUUUUCAUCUUCUUGUCAUUUUCAUCUAUUUUUCUUUGUUUUUCUUAAUGAGAAAGAGCUGAGGAGAAAAAAAAAAAAAAAGCCCAAGCAGAAGCAAGUUACUCCUUUUUGCAUCUUGCAUUUGAUCAAGACAUGGCUUUUGUUUUACCUGCAUUUCCAAUAUAGAUGGAAGUAAAAGAGCAGUAUUGGAGACAUUGUGCUUUACUUGUUCUCUAUCUUGCAUUAUGGGAUGUUGUAAAUUCCUCAAACUUUUACAAAUACUAAUAAUCUUUAAAUU